ACUCAAUUUUAAAUGGUGGUCUAUUGAGUCUAUUUCACCAUUUCGUCUACGAUCUAUACGAACCUUUUAUAGAGAACCCUCGUUUGUUUUAGAUACCUCAUUUCAUUCCAGAUUAAUUAAUUAAAUCUUCAUUACAGAUAAGUUGCUCUGUUAUUGAGUAUUCCGCAGUUGAAAAUGCCGCCUCUGGAGGUGACUGCAAAUACCAAUAAUGAAGAACCAGGUCCCAUCAACCCUGUGGUGGGUAUUAUCUAUCCGCCACCCGAGGUGAGGAACAUUGUUGACAAAACUGCCAGUUUUGUAGCGAGAAAUGGCCCCGAAUUCGAGGCUCGCAUCAGACAAAAUGAACUUGGGAACCCUAAAUUCAACUUCUUGAACACUGGAGAUCCAUAUCAUGGCUAUUAUCAGCAUAAGGUCAAGGAUUUCAGGGAAGGGAAAGGUCAGGAUCCGUCCGGGUUGAACCAGGCCGUCUCGAAACUGUCGGUGACCCCGGCUGCCCAGCAAAAGCAGCAGGAGAUCCUGAAGCAGGUAGAGCAGCCCUUCGUGCCCAAAGAACCGCCUCCUGAAUUUGAAUUUAUCGCCGAUCCGCCCUCCAUUUCGGCGCUAGACUUGGACAUAGUAAAACUGACUGCCCAAUUCGUAGCCAGAAAUGGCCGAGCUUUCUUGACCCAGCUGAUGAACAGAGAGCAGAGGAACUUUCAGUUCGACUUCCUGAGGCCUCAGCAUUCUCUGUUCCAGUAUUUCACCAAACUGCUGGAACAAUAUACCAAGGUUCUCAUUCCACCAAAAAGUAUGCAGCAGCGCCUCAGAGAUGAAGCGAAGAGUGCAAAUUCUGUUCUGGAACAAGUGAAAUACCGAGCAGAGUGGCUGAAAUACCAGGAAGCACAAAAAGCUAAAGAAGAAGAAAUUCUGGAAAGGGAGCGAGUCGCCUACGCCCAAAUUGAUUGGCACGAUUUCGUGGUGGUGGAAACGGUCGACUAUCAGCCGUUCGAAAUCGGAAAUUUCCCCCCUCCAACUACUCCCGAAGAAGUGGGGGCGAGGAUCCUCAUACAAGAGAGGAUUGAAGAUGGGGAAGACAUUGAGAUGCAGCUGGAGAGCGAUGACGAAGAAACGCCGGCGACUGAGGAAGGCCUGAGCGUGAUGCAAGACAAGACGACCGCCGGCGGAACCGGCCCUCGCAAGGGACGCGACGACAACCGCGUCCAGGACAUGGAGGAGGCCUCCUCCUCCUCUGAAGAAGACGAGGACGAGAUGCCCAGACCGCCGCCGCCGCCCUCCGUACAGCCACCGCUGCCGCCGGCGCCCGACAAGGUGCUGGUCAAGAAGUACGAUCCCAAGCAAGCCAUCAAAGUGACAAGACCGACAGUAGGCGACGACUAUCUGGUGUCGCCCAUUACUGGGGAGAAAAUCCCCGCAAGCAAAGUGCAGGAGCACAUGCGCAUCGGUCUGUUGGACCCUAGGUGGGUCGAGCAGCGCGACAAGCAGGUGAUGGACAAAAUGAACCAAGAAACAGUAUACGCAGCCGGUUCGGCCAUCGACGCCUCCUUGAAGCUGCUGGCCGAGCGUCGUACCGACAUCUUCGGCGUCGGCGACGAGGAGACGGCCAUCGGAAAGAAGAUCGGCGAGGAGGAGGCGUCGCGGCGCGAGGAGAAAGUCACGUGGGACGGGCACACGUCGAGCGUGGAGGCGGCGACGAGGGCUGCCCGGGCGAAUAUCACGCUGGAGGAGCAGAUACACCAGAUACACAAGGUGAAAGGUUUGCUUCCAGACGAAGAGAAAGAAAAAAUCGGCCCCAAGAACAUCGGCUCAAAAUCGAGUGGAAAAAUCAUUAUACAGAGUGUCAUCACCUCCAAACCUCAGAAUGCACCUCCCCAGCCUCCCAAGCCCCCGGUCCCGAUGAUGCAAUCCCAACAGGCGCCACCCAUGUCGAUGCCGCCGCAACCGUCGAUGAUGGCUACCCAGCCGCCCCUCAUGAUGAUGCAGGCGCCGCCCAUGCCGCCCAUGAGACCGCCGCCCAUAAUGAUGACUGCCCCCCCACCGAUGGCGGGGUACGUGACUCCAAUGCAGCCACCCCCGCAGAUGGGAGGCCCGCCGCCUAUGAACGUGCAGCAGAUGAAACAUCCGAACGACGGGCCCGCGGACGAGGAACCGAGCAACAAGAAGUUGCGGAACGAGGACUCGCUGGUGCCCGAAGAGGUCUUCAUGUCGAGGAAUCCGGGUCCGGUGUCCGUGAAGGUCGCCAUUCCGCACAUGCCGGAAAAGUCCGAAUGGAAGCUGGUCGGCCAAAUGUUCAACUUGACUUUGCCUCUGUCGGAGAGUGUCGGCAACUUGAAGGCCAGAGUGCAAGAGGAGACCAACAUGCCGCCGGCCAAACAGAAGUUGUUCUUCGACGGAAUGUUCUUCAAAGAUUCAAACACAUUGGGUUAUUACAAUGUAACUCAAGGGGCAAUUAUUCAACUGCAAAUCAAGGAGAGAGGUGGAAGAAAAAAAUAAUUCAGUUUUGGAAAAAUAUUCAUUUUAUUCGUAAUAAUUAUUAAUGAUUUUUAAAUUCCAGAGGUGAACAGGAAUGGAAUCGUGUACAAUCACAAAAAUUUAACUGUUCAUUUUUUUUUUGAUUCUUUGAAAUGUUUGAACUAAGUGUGCAAAAAAAUUAUAUUGGAAUUUCUUUCCUGAAUUCUUUUGGAUUUUCUUAAAAAUUCACUUUGGAAUUCCAAUCAUAUUUAGAAUAUUUUUAUUUCCUGGAUAUUUCUUGAAAUUCUUCAAAAAAUGGAAUUCUUUGAAAAUUUGUCAAAAUUCUUCCAGUGAAAUUUGUUUGAAUUCCUUCAGGAUUUCUCAAAGUUCUUCAAAACUUGUUUGUUUUUCCUUGAAAUUUUGUUGCUUCUCUAAAAAUUCCUUGACAUUUCUUUGAAUUUUCUCAAUGUCUUCAAAUUCCUUGAUGAAUUCUAUGAAAUGCCUCAAAAAAUUCGGUGAAAUUUCUUAUUGUGACAUUCCUUGGGGUUUCAUUGGAAUCUCGAGGAAUUACCUUGAUAUUUCUUGAAAUUCUAGUCCUUUGAAAUUAUUCAAAAUUUCAUCGAACUUCAUUAGAUUUCCUUUGAUAUUUCUUGAAAUUUUCUGUAAUUCUUCAGAAAAAAUUCAUCAAAUUUCCUUGAGAUUCUUGAUCAAAAUUCCCUAGAAUUUCUCUGUUUGUCCUUGAAAUCCUUUAGAAUUUCAUUGUAUUUUNNNAUGAAUAUCAUGAAAUGAGGCUUCAAAAAUUAAAACCAACACAUGUUUUUGGAAUUAUUCAAAAGUCACCCGUUUCUGAAAUAAAUUUAUGCCAUACAUUUGCAUCAUACUGUAAAGAAAGAAUAUUAGCUCCUGCUGAACCAUCUCGGAAACUAAUCUUGGGUUGAGAAAUGUCUUCUUUCGUAUUGUAUUUUCCUAUUACUCUACAUUCGUUUCAUUGAAUCAAUAUGGUAAUUCGUAUAUGCUGUAGAUAAUCCUAAUGAAAUGAAAUUCCUAUAAUGUUUCGAAAUGUUCCUACAGGUACAUUGUAUAUAUAGGUAUUCUGUUAUGAGCUAUAUCCUGAAUUUUCUCAAAACCUUGUGUUUGGAAAACUGAGUGACAUACGAAAACAUGCUUUUCUACAUUUUCAUCUCAAAAUCGGGCGAUGAUUCGCUACUCUCAUUUUGUCAGAGAGGUUAAGAAACACCCUGUGUAUACAUCUAUGGAAAAUGUUCUUCAGAAAUCUGUUCUGUCAGUCAAACAAACUAGACAAGUGCAGUCAGCACAUCUUUUCGUCGUCUACCUCGAAAUAUGUCGAACAGCUCUCUAUCAAAACUUGUUCGCCUAUAAAAUGUCGAAUUUUUGGAUUUCUUCGCCAAAGGAGCAAAUAUGAAAAAAUAACAAAAUAACUGUA
Messenger RNA from Phaedon cochleariae (mustard beetle), 3892 nucleotides. NCBI's taxonomy places the organism in Eukaryota, Metazoa, Arthropoda, Insecta, Coleoptera, Chrysomelidae. The record is from the annotation of a GenBank genome assembly.